Messenger RNA from Mya arenaria, 5806 nucleotides. RefSeq lists its product as uncharacterized. Gene Ontology annotation, cellular component: endoplasmic reticulum membrane. Bases 612 to 2087 code for a protein of 491 amino acids. The transcript has 3 exons. Gene Ontology annotation, biological process: brassinosteroid biosynthetic process; sterol biosynthetic process. NCBI's taxonomy places the organism in Eukaryota, Metazoa, Mollusca, Bivalvia, Myida, Myidae. The record is from RefSeq and is a predicted model, not a curated record. Gene Ontology annotation, molecular function: oxidoreductase activity, acting on the CH-CH group of donors, NAD or NADP as acceptor.
CCACAUACAUGUGUUUCCAGUGGACUCUGUUCCUCUGCCUAUAAAGCUGCACUCUCGCAGAUUUAACGACAAAAAAUAAAAUAAAAAUUGUCAAAACGUUCAAUUUUUGAGAGUGCAGUCUACACAAUAAACGUUUUGUAAAGCAUUCAUUAAGUGUUCGACUUUUCGAAUUUUGGAAUUUAUUUUCAUGAGCGUAAUGAAACAUAAUUACAUACAGCUUGUGAGGAAGGAAGCAUUGUGGUUAAGGAGCAGUUUACUGAAUGUACAUCUUGAAUGGGAAAAUACUUGAAGCAUAAGUGGCAUAAUUGUUGAGGGAUGCUGAAAAUGAUGAGCUUAACACAAGCUUAACUUUUAAAACUUGAUGAUAUUCGUAGUCAACAGAGGAGGGGAUUUAAAUUCUUAAAUAACGGAAGCAAAUCUACGGGAAUUUUCAUGCUUUUCUGUGAUUGUUGGAUUACAUCCUGUUAUACUCACCGGUUAAAAUAGUGAAUUUAUCGAGUUGCUCUCUUUUUUUAGCCCGUUGUUCUUUAAUAAAUCAAACGCGAUUGCGGAUAGUGCUGUGAAGAAACACCAACGACGUCAUUUCCGGCCCGCAGGUGCGUGUUGACAAGAUGCCGGGGGUCACCACGAGGUCAAGGUCGCUGGUGGAGCAAAACGGCAACGGUCAUCCGCACCAAUCACAUAAUACCACGUCCCAUAGCAACGGCUUAGUGAAAAACGGUAUCCAAGGUUACUACAAGGAAGGAUACGACACUUUAGAAAAGACAGGAUUUAACCGAAUCCUUCACAAUAUUCUAAACAAGAUUGUGUUUCCUCUGAGUCUGGUGCUACUCACGCCUCAAAUAGUCAUCCUCUACUGGUAUACGAACGACCAGUGCGGUGGAAGUUAUUCCACCCUCUUCUCGCGUUUCCGGGAGGGCUCGAGCCUCGAUCAUCUGAUUCAGAUAUGGGGUAGCAUCAAUAUUUUUAACAAAUUUACAUUCAGUGUGAUAUUCGCAUACUGUGCCUGGGUAUUAUUUUGGAUGAAAGUUCUUCCGGGGAAAACGGUGUACGGACCGAUCACGCCGAAAGGAAACAUACCCGAGUAUAAAGACAAUGGUUUGUUGCACUACAUGGUUACUAUGGUCGGAUUUGCUCUACUCACUAUCGUACUGAAACAAUACGGAAUGUCUCCCACAGUCGUCUAUGACAGGUUUGGUGAAUUGCUGGCGUUUAUGAAUGUGUUUGCCCUCUUGUUUGUAUUCUUCCUCUGUUUGAAGGGAAUAUAUUUCCCCUCGUCGACUGAUAGCGGCAAAACCGGUGGAGGUUUUAUAUUCGACUACUACUGGGGUACCGAGCUGUACCCUCGCGUUCUCGGCUUUGAUGUCAAAGUAUUCACCAAUUGCCGCUUCGGAAUGACCAUCUGGCCGCUGUUGGUGUGUAUAUACGCUCUAAAAAGCUACGAGCUACACGGAUUUGUGGACAGUAUGUUUGUCACAACCGUGCUACAGCUUGCCUAUAUCACAAAGUUCUUUUCGUGGGAGGCCGGCUAUAUGCAGACGAUUGACAUUAUUGUGGACAGAGCCGGCUACUAUAUAUGCUGGGGAUGCCUUUGCUGGCUUCCGGCGCUUUAUCCAAUCGUCAGCCAGUAUCUCGUGUCUCAUCCCGUCCGCCUAGGAAUGUCACUAACAUCGAUCAUCCUAGCCGUAGGUCUGGCGUCCAUCCUUGCCAACUACCUCGCUGACUUACAAAGGCAGCAAGUGCGAAGCGCCGACGGCCAGUGCCUCGUCUGGGGAAGAAAGCCAGACAUAAUCCGUGCUAAAUAUAAAAUCGAAGGAGGGAGUGAGAAGGAGAGCAUUCUUCUGGCCUCCGGCUGGUGGGGACUCUCGCGCCACUUUCACUACGUACCGGAAAUCCUACUCUCGUUUUUCUGGACUGUGACCACGGGGUUUGAGAAUCUCCUACCCUACACAUAUGUCCUCGUGCUCGUCAUUCUGCUUGUCCAUAGGAGCUUUCGAGACGAAAACAAGUGCAGCCGGAAGUACGGCCGCUACUGGCAAGACUACUGCGACAGAGUCCCGUAUAGAAUCGUUCCCUACGUGUUUUGAUAAUCUCCUUGGUUAGGAUAGCAUUAACAGAUUCUUUCUUUAUUUUAUUGAAGAGUCCCCUUCUCUGUUACGCUGCAUAAAAGGUUACUCAUGAAAGUGUAUGAUGGGUGAUAAAACACUAAAAGCAAGGUGGUUCAACUUUAGGUAUUAACCCCAGUUUCUCAAAAACGCUAAGGUCACCUAGCUAACCUGACUAUUUUUUGAAUGUGAUAUAAAUUAUAUUAUGUUUCAUGAGAUGUUUUGAGUUCUUAGACCAUUAAAGUAACGUGUCUUUUUAAUAUUCAGGGUAAACUAUCAGCUCUCCAUCCUGGGUUUGAAAAGGACAAGGUGCUAGGUCAGAAAGGGCAUUUUUGAUGCGCAUUGAAUGAUCCCUAAUUUGGCCCUUGCAAGCGUCAAUGUUCAAUUCAUAUAGUGUAUGUGUUGUUACUACUUUCAAUACUAAAAAUUGUUAUGAAUACCUUAGCAGUUAUCUUUACUUAUAUAUCAAUAUUAUGUAUAUAUAUUAUAUUUAUUUAUGAAAGUUUCAUAUAUAAGGUCGAAAAUUGAUGUCUUAUGCUUAAAGUGAUACUUAGGUGUGAGUUAUCUUAUAUGACUGAAUUGAAGGCAUUACUGCCAAAAUCAGCUGAUUCUGAGACCAGAUUAAAAAAAAAAUUGAGAGUGCAGCUUUAAGCAAGUGUAAAAGAUAAAAUAAAUCUUGGGCAAUGAGUACAAAAAACUUGUUGCACUCUCUGACUUAAGAGUUAAGUACUUCAGACAGAAUUACUUUGUUGAAACUGCACAAGAGAAGAUUGGAGGGGCGAGCGGAAGAGGCAUAUUCUCUUUGAUGUUGCCAUACAUAAACUAGUCUAGUUUAUGUUUCAUGUGUUACGUGUGACAUUAGUCCGUCAAUGUGAGACUUCCCUAAUAUUUUUUUCCAGAUAAACUUGUACAUGUUGUUUGCUGAUGCAUAUAUUAUGUUAAGUUUACUUCAAUAUAAGCUUUUCCGUAAUGCACCUUCGUCAGAUAAGCUCACAAGAAAAGUGCACUCAUGUGCACCUUAAAUAAGCUUAGCUAAGCGUUUUAAGUAUACCAAUAUUGAUGUAUUUACUUAAUAAAUUGCGUAUGUACUUAAUACGAUCGUUAAUUAUUGCUUAAUGAUACCUGAAUUUAAUUAAAAAGAUAAACCACUUCUAAUAUUUAUUCUAAACGUAAUUAAUUACUUUACUUAUUUUAAUACGAAAAUAAUGUGUUUGUAUAUUGUACUUUGUAAUAUUUAGUGCUAAUUAAAAUACCACAUUAUUUCAUAACGUUCAUAAGAUUGCAACGUUAAUGUGAUUUUGAAAGCAAGCCGAUUUCUUUUAGAAACCGAGGGGAAUAGAUAACUAAAGAUAAUUACGCAGAAAUCAUGGAAAACAAUUUUUCUCUUUUGAGCUGAUUUCCUCUCUUUUGGUCACGAAACUUUAAAAAUAAAUUAUUGCAUUUAAUCUUAACUAUACCAAAAUUGUUUUUUCGUAUUGAGUGUGAUGGGAUACUCAUACUUCGUACGGGUUUCCUCUUUUUUACAAUUUUGCUUUGACAUCCCUGAGAAAAGGUAAAAUUGUUGCAAAAAGACCCUGCCUUACUUUACCUAUUACAAAUAGUCAAACCGUUCUUAGUCAAUAUCGAGGUUCAUUUAAUUAACUUAAAACUAGCAACAAUCUUGUAAAAUGAAAGCAAUGAUUGUAUAUCCUAGUACAAUGGUUUAUCAGGUAAUGUUAUAAACUAGCUAAUGGUAUUAAAAUCAUCAAUUUACAUUACCUAUUGUUAGCUUAUGACAGACACUUAUCAGUUACAGUGUAUGGCCACUCAAAAUAACUCUUGGAAUCGAAUUUUAUUGACUGUGAAAAUAAUAAUAAUAAAAAAUAAAACCACGCUGUUGUUGCACCUACAGCCUUUUGAACGCGUGCAGCGCUUUCAUUAACUUAUAUAUGGAAUCGUCCUGCUUAUUAACCUUUGACCGGUCAUUUAUAAAAUAAAUGUCAAUUUAUUUUAGUCCUUAUCUGACAGCUGUGCGGGCGUUUACUGCAGUACAUGUUGCUCAAACUUAGAUAAAGAAACAACAAAUAACAAGAAUCAAUGUCAUAAUCAUCAUCUUUAUAAUCAAAGACAAUCUAGAAAACAACAACAACAACAACAAAACAACAACGCCAUAUGUUUAAAACACUUCAACUACAGCAACAAAAGCUACAUCAGCAGCAACUGUUACCGAAUAACCAUCCUUUAACUAAACUAGAAACGCCGCAAUACGACGAAACCAGGUUUUUAAUUUGGACAAUCGGAAAUUAUAGCAAAUCAAUUUCAUGUAUGAGUAAUGAAAAAGGAGCAGCCUUAAGUAAUUAGGCAUUUUUUUUUUCUUUUUUAAAUUACAGUGACAGUGCCCUUGACCCCACUCUCCUCAAAAGAAAUCCCAAGCAAGCUCUUCACAGAUCCUACCUACCCACCAACUUUUACCACAAUAUAUGUUCAUCAAUUCUCACUAAAAUUAUUGGGCGGAAACCAUUUUCUAUUUCCAGUAACAGUGACAUUGAACUUGGCCCCCUGAUCCAUCAAAAGCAGUCCCUCUCCACACAAGCUACAUACACACCAAAUUUCAUUACUAUCCACCAAUUCAAACUUAAGUUAUUGGGUGGAAACUAUAAUCCCUUUUUAGGACCCCCACCCCCACCUCUCCAGAACAACAACAACAAGAUAGCUCAGCUCUUCACGUAAGCCACAUCAACUUUCAUCUGUUUACUGAAAGACACAGAAACAUUUUUUUUUUUCAUUUUUAUCACCCACUGAUUAUUCUAUAUAUUAUAAAUUCAAUGGAUCUGCAUAUAUGUUUUUUCAUUUACAUAUAAAACAUUUGUUUAGUUCGAUUGCGAUAUAUACAUUUAUCUAUGUGUAUUUUGAUGUAUUAUUCAUAAAUGCAAUUAUCUUUAAAAGACAGCCACAUUGGUAUAUUGAACUGCCUUUCACAGAAGAAAAUGAUCUUAAUAAGCUUUUAGCUUUCGAUCGAAUUCUUAAAUAUUUAGAAUGUAAUACAUGUUGUCACUUGUAUAUUUUCAUGAAAUAAAUAUGUUUAAACCAAAAAAACAUGUGUAUGUAUGUGGUAAGUACUAUUUAUUACAAGGUUAUUAAUGUCAUCGUUGUUAACUUUCAAAUCGUUAAUGCUCUGGAGCUUAAGUGGAUAUACUUGUGAUCUGCUGUAUUUCCCACAAGAUGUGGUACAAAUGUUCAGCUGUACUUGUGUAUAUUUAAAUAUGUGAGCACAUAAAAAAGUUCUCGUUAAAAGGUUAGCAACUACCUGAACAAGCUGUCCAUUGUGUGCGUGAUUGAAAAUACUAAAUGUUCAUUUUGGUUUUUUAGGAAAAAGUAUAUCUUUGUGUCUUGUCAGAUAAUAAUAAAUUCGUUUCUCUUCUACUUAUAUAUUUAUCUGUGAAAAAGGAGUCAUUAUUUAAGGUGUUGUUUACCAAUAUAACAUUUAAUAAUAUACACUUCGAAAAUAUAACAUCCAAUCAUAAAUUAUGAUAUUUAUUUUAAAUAGCAUAUGAAAUGAUGCUUUUUAAAAUCAAAUAUUUAACGUUAUGAUUUCAUUGCAAUGAUAACAUCAGUUGAAGAAAUAUGAUUAAAUUGAUCUAGGCGUCUGUUAUGUGAACACUGUUUGUUGCAUAUAAAUACAUAUGCAUUUUACAAUGAAUAAAAACAAAGUAUAUGCUCGU